CUGCGCGUCCUGGCCUGUCAGUAGAAGCCAGAUGGAAACGUAGGCAAUGAAUUUGGUGAGGUCACGUAUUUUUAAGCCGCACAACGGAAUAAAUCACCUCUCGACGGCGGCUUGAACGAACGGUCCGCCGCUCCGGAGCAGUUCACGCGCUCAUCCGGACCCGCUGCAGGAUCGAUACGUUGAUGAUUUGGUGACAAGAGAGGAUUUUUUUGGAUGCACAGAAAGCACUAAUUGAAGAUUUCGCCAUGAACAAAAACAAGAAAGAGAAGGAGUUCUACAGCCUAGAUGUUGGGGAUUCAACAUUCACCGUCCUGAAGCGAUACCAGAAUCUGCGGCCCAUCGGCUCAGGAGCGCAGGGAAUCGUGUGCUCUGCUUAUGACCAGGUCCUCGAGAGAAAUGUCGCCAUCAAGAAACUGAGUCGGCCAUUUCAGAAUCAAACCCACGCCAAGCGGGCAUUCAGAGAGCUAGUCCUAAUGAAAUGUGUCAAUCACAAAAAUAUUAUCGGCCUGUUAAAUGUUUUCACGCCACAGAAGUCACUAGAAGAAUUCCAAGAUGUGUAUUUGGUGAUGGAGCUGAUGGAUGCCAACCUGUGCCAGGUCAUUCAGAUGGAGCUGGAUCACGAGCGGCUGUCCUACCUGCUCUAUCAGAUGCUGUGUGGCAUCAAACACCUGCACGCGGCGGGCAUCAUUCACAGGGAUCUGAAACCCAGUAAUAUAGUCGUCAAGUCUGAUUGUACUCUGAAGAUUCUGGACUUCGGCUUGGCCCGGACAGCAGCCACCGGCCUCCUCAUGACGCCGUAUGUGGUUACGCGCUACUACAGAGCUCCGGAGGUUAUCCUGGGCAUGGGCUACCAGGCCAACGUGGACAUAUGGUCUGUGGGCUGCAUACUGGCGGAAAUGGUUCGCCAUAAAAUCCUCUUUCCAGGAAGGGACUAUAUCGACCAGUGGAACAAGGUAAUUGAGCAGUUAGGUACUCCAUCUCAGGAUUUUCUAAUGAAGCUGAACCAGUCGGUUCGGACUUACGUAGAAAACAGACCUCGCUACGCCGGAUACAGCUUUGAGAAGCUCUUCCCGGAUGUGCUCUUCCCCGCAGACUCCGAUCACAACAAGCUGAAAGCGAGCCAGGCCAGAGAUCUUUUAUCCAAGAUGCUGGUGAUUGAUGCCUCCAAGCGCAUCUCUGUAGACGAGGCUCUGCAGCAUCCCUACAUUAAUGUUUGGUACGAUCCAGCUGAAGUGGAAGCGCCGCCUCCAAAGAUGCUGGACAAACAGCUGGAUGAGAGGGAGCACACUGUGGAGGAAUGGAAAGAGUUAAUCUAUAAGGAAGUGAGUGAAUGGGAGGAAUGGACGAAGAAUGGAGUGAUACGAGGACAGCCAGCACCUUUAGGUGCAGCAGUGAUCGACAGCCCUCCUCAGCCCACCUCUUCCUCCUCCUCGGCCAACGACGUCUCAUCCAUGUCCACAGAGCCCACGGACCCCAGCAGCGACCCCACCAUGACCUCUGAAACAGACAGCAGCCUGGACAGCCACACCUCCCUGGGCGCGCUGGCCUGCUGCAGAUAACGUACACAUGCACUCAAACAUGAUUCGAACCCCUUCGGCUCAGAAGAGGGUUUUUUU
Salarias fasciatus (jewelled blenny) is the source of this 1616-nucleotide messenger RNA. It is a transcript of the gene mapk8a, whose product is annotated as mitogen-activated protein kinase 8a. Gene Ontology annotation, biological process: protein phosphorylation. NCBI's taxonomy places the organism in Eukaryota, Metazoa, Chordata, Actinopteri, Blenniiformes, Blenniidae. The record is from RefSeq and is a predicted model, not a curated record. The coding region runs from base 246 to 1559 and encodes 437 amino acids. Gene Ontology annotation, molecular function: ATP binding; MAP kinase activity. The transcript has 12 exons.